UUGUUUUCAGGCAGCAUUUUGCGGGACGAACGUGCAAUUGCAGCGGAGAGACUCGGGCGAUUGCGGCCCUCGGCCUGGUGGCAAAGUGGUCGUCGGACAGCUGGACCCAUGCCACAGAUGUGCAAAUUCUUUGCGCAGGGCAGGUGUGCCUUUGGCAACGCCUGCAAUAUGUGGCACGGUGAGACAAAUGGGACCAAGAGUGGGACGAAUGGAAAUGGCUACAAGACAAGCGAGAGUGCUGGCAUGUCGAAUGGCAACACGAAUGGGUCCAAUGUCAAUGUUUGCAAGCACUUCCUUCAGGGGCGAUGUGCCUUUGGCGACAGCUGUCGGAAUUCUCACGAAGUCCCAUCAUCUGAAGUGAGGCCAUCGCGGUCCAUCCCUGGACCAAGUCCUGGGCCGAUAGGACCGAGUCCAGGGCUCAAAGGACCGAGUCCAGGGCCCAUAGGACCGAGUCCAGGGCCCAUAGGACCGAGUCCAGGGCCCAUAGGACCGAGUCCCGGUCCUUACGCAGGGCCACUCGGGGCAGGGCCACCCAUCAGGCCACCAAUGAGCUCCGUGGGAGUCCCCAUGGGCUAUGAGGAGGACCUCAACGUCGAUCCCUUGAGUUCAGGAUCGGCACGACCCAUAGGCCCAAUAGGCCCCAUGCCCCCCAACGGCCGGGAGCGCAGGCUGGAGCCAAUAGGUCCAGCUGUGGGGCCUUUGGGGCCAAGCAACGGAUCCAACGGUUCCUUGAGUUCUUGUCCAGAGCCACGACCUGUGCGGCGCCGUGACUUUGAGCAGGAUCCCGAAUUCAGUGAGUGUGGCAUUUGCUUUGAGAAUGUGAAACGAAGAGGGGAACGUUUUGGAAUGUUAGAGAGCUGCGACCACGCAUUUUGUUUGAGCUGCAUUCGUGGUUGGCGACGAGAGCGUGAGCAGGACAAGCAGAAUCUGAGGCUUUGCCCUGUGUGCCGCAAAGAGUCUUUCUAUGUCAUUCCGAGCGAUGCAAUCAUCCUCGAUCCGGCAGAGAAACGACAAAUCAUUGACCAGUACAAACAGGAAAUGGGGCGGAUUCCAUGCAAACUUUUUGACUACGGCCGUGGCUCAUGUCAAUUUGGCAACAGCUGCUUCUAUGCCCACCUAAACCCUGAUGGCACUCGCUACAUCCCACCUCCACUGAAGUGGAUGCGGGGUGCGGAGGGUAGCGAAGUGAAAUCCGAAGUGAAGCUCUCUGACUUUUUUGACUGAAGUUCUUUUUUGGGAGUUUCUGAUCUUCAGUCACUCUAGCUAGACAUUCUGAGGACUACACUGAGUCGUCUUGACUAGUCAAGGACUUGGAGCUGACAGCAC
This is a messenger RNA of Durusdinium trenchii, 1326 nucleotides long. NCBI's taxonomy places the organism in Eukaryota, Dinophyceae, Suessiales, Symbiodiniaceae. The record is from the annotation of a GenBank genome assembly.